Molecule: messenger RNA, 5250 nt
Organism: Pseudophryne corroboree (corroboree frog)
Lineage: Eukaryota; Metazoa; Chordata; Amphibia; Anura; Myobatrachidae
Gene: FLRT1
Product: fibronectin leucine rich transmembrane protein 1
Exons: 3
Coding region: 975-3008 (677 amino acids)
Molecular function (GO): protein binding
Source: RefSeq, a predicted model, not a curated record
UCUGUGCUUUUGCUGUAAUGCAUUUCACGCGGGUGCCCUGAUAUUCAAUACAGUCUGUAUUCAUUCCCCUGAGAGGUUGAAAGAAGGGGGUCAGGCUACCAAGUGCAGUCCCUAUUUCCGCUGGGGUGUAUAAAUGAAGGGGGGCUGAUUCAGAGAGGACACUGGACUAAGGAAGAACCUUCUAUUUAUCUAUCAUGUAUGAACAUCUAUCUACACGGGCUCCUGCACUGCGAUGUACUGUGCAACAGUGGUAUUACAACAUUUCACAAACCCACCAAGCAAUCUGCCGACCAGGAAACAGCAACAUCACCAUAUGGUUUUGUAUGGGAUUAUAAAAUGACAGCGUAAGCUGAUGUGCAGUCUUCCCCACUUGUUCUUCCAGAAAUCACUUGUCAUCAGUGUUCCCAGCUAUACGAAGAGUCAAAUAGGUACUUAAUGUUCUCAAGUGGAAUAGCCAGUGGUUAUAUAUUGGGUAGGGAGGUUCCUCCUGUCCCCAGUUUCUCUGAGAAGAUCAAGCCAGUGCUCAUCCAUGAAUACAUUCUGGUGAAAGGUCCCUAGGUUUUUUGCUAGGUUCCGCAACAUUGCACUUAUUCUAUACAUAAAGCCCCCCUUCCGUCUUUGUCUUGCCAUGAAACAGGAUCAUUCGCUGCUAUAAAGAGGAAGAAUAGGAGGGCUGGAAAAAAAUUCUACUAAGAAGGGGAAAAAAGAAAUUGGAAGAAAUGUGCUAAUCCAAUUUGCUGAGCCAGACAGUGGAAUAAGCCCUGUCAGGUGCAGGAAGAGACCCUCAGUGGAUUGUAUGUGCCCUUACUGUUACUACACUUUGUUGGAUUUACAAAUGGAAGGAAAGUGACAUGGAGAAACUACCAUAAGAGACACGAGAGGAAAUAAACAGAUGCCUUCAGUUUUCCAAUAAGAGGAAUUUAUCCAAAUCCUUCAGAACCCUAGAACCUUGCCUAGGUAGAUUCAACAGCAACAUGACGGUCACCACAACUACCACCACCACUGCGGCCGCUGCCUCAGCAGUGGUCUCCACAACAGCAACUGCUACUACAGUUGCCAUGACCACGGCUACCUUGGACUUACGUGACUGGCUAUUCCUAUGUUAUGGACUUAUUGCAUUUUUGACAGAGGUAAUAGAUAGCACCAAUUGCCCCUAUGUAUGUCGCUGUGAUAAUGGCUUCAUCUACUGUAAUGAUCGAGGCCUGACCUCUAUCCCAGCAGAAAUCCCAGAUGAUGCAACUACGCUCUACCUCCAGAAUAAUCAGAUCAACAGUGCAGGGGUUCCACCAGAGCUGAAAACUAAGACCAAUGUACGAGUAAUCUACCUGUAUGAGAAUGAUUUAGAUGAGUUCCCACUUAACCUUCCCAGAUCACUAAGAGAGCUCCACCUUCAAGAUAACAAUAUCCACAGUGUGACUCGGGAUGCUCUUUCUCGUAUACCACUCAUAGAAAAGCUUCACUUAGAUGACAACUCUGUGUCAACAGUCAGCAUUGAAGAUGAUGCCUUCCAAGACAGCCAUCAGCUCCGCUUACUCUUCCUCUCACGCAACCAUCUCAGUAGCAUUCCCAAUGGCUUACCACACACUUUGGAAGAGCUAAGAUUGGAUGAUAAUCGCAUUUCAACCAUUCCACUCCAUGCCUUCAAGGGACUUAACAAUUUACGGAGGUUAGUGCUUGAUGGCAAUCUACUGGCUAAUCAGCGCAUUGCAGAUGACACAUUUAGCCGCCUCCAAAAUCUGACUGAGCUAUCCCUAGUCCGAAACUCACUGGCCGCCCCUCCUUUAAAUUUGCCUAAUAAUCACCUUCAGAAGCUCUAUUUACAGGACAAUGCUAUUACCCAUAUUCCCUAUAACACACUGUCCAAGAUGAAACAACUACAGAGACUGGACCUUUCCAAUAAUAACCUCACUGCCCUGCCUCGUGGCCUUUUUGAUGAUCUAGAGAGCCUGAGUCAACUUCUCCUCAGGAAUAAUCCCUGGUUUUGUGGCUGUAAUCUUAUCUGGCUGCGGGACUGGGUAAAAGCUAGAGCUGCUGUGGUUAAUGUACGUGGCCUAAUGUGUCAGGGUCCUGAAAAAGUAAGGGGAAUGGCCAUAAAAGAUAUCACUCAUGAGAUGGAUGAGUGCUUUGAGGGAGGUCCUCAAAGCAAUGUAGCAUCUGCUCGUACAACACCUGCAGGUCCUGUAAUCACUUCCCCACCCCAAGGUUCCCUCUUUACUCUAAAAUCUAAGAGACCAGGUAUGAGAUUGCCUGAUUCUAAUUUGGAUUACCCUAUGGAAACAGGAGCUGGGGCAAAAGCUUUGGUAAUCAGUGUCAAACCACUGACAGCUGACAGCAUUCGCAUUACUUGGAAAUCAUCUGUUCCAGCUAGUUCUUUCCGGCUGAGUUGGCUAAGGUUAGGCCACAGCCCAGCAGUUGGCUCUAUCACAGAAACACUGGUGCAAGGGGACAAGACAGAGUAUUUGCUAACUGCCUUGGAGCCCAGAUCAACCUACAUAAUCUGUAUGGUAACCAUGGAAACAGGGAACACCUAUCUUGCAGAUGAGUCACCUGUAUGUGCGAAGGCAGAGACAGGGGAUGUUUAUGGCCCUACCACUACACUGAACCGGGAACAAAAUGCUGAUCCCUUGGCUGGAUUACCUCUGGCUGGCAUUAUAGGAGGUGCGGUUACACUUGUCUUCCUUUUUCUCAUCUUGGCAUCCAUCUGCUGGUAUGUCCAUCGAGCUGGUCAGCUACUAACUCGUGAAAGAUCUUGCAGCAGGGGCAGCCGAAAGAAGGAUGAUUAUAUUGAGUCUGGCACCAAGAAAGAUAACUCUAUAUUGGAAAUUAGAGGCCCAGGGCUUCAAAUGUUGCCCAUAAACCCUCACAGAGCCAAGGAAGAAUAUGUGAUUCAUACCAUAUUUCCAUCUAAUGGCACCAGUCUUUACAAAAGUACCCACACGAUAGGUUAUGGCACUCACAGGGGAUAUAGAGAUGGUGGUAUCCCUGACACAGACUACUCCUACACAUGAUGAACCAUUAUUUCUUGGACUGACCAGUUUCCUUCCCAUAGUGAAAUCUCGUUUCUCCUGGUGCCCACAAAUGAUUCAUAACAGUGCAAGCAAAAUAAUAAAAAAAUGAAAUAAACUUAAGUUGUGAGUCAAAAUAAAAAUGGGACUCCAUGGGAUAUUUGUAGGAAAUGAAAAUUACCAAUAUUCAUAUCCCAACACAUGAGUAAAAAAAAGAAGAAAAAACAGUAGUAGAUUUACUACAAGUUGAAAGGGUCACAGGAGAACUCGAUUACAUUUAAUACAGCAAUUUAAAUCAUUUUAGAACAAGGAGAUAAAUGCAGAGAGAUUCAAGCACUUGGAUAGAAUUUGCAUAUAACCUGAGGUUUUUUCCUUUUUCUUUCCUCCUUUUGUUAAAUUCAGGGUGAAAAUGAAGACAUGGUGCAAUGAACAUUUGUUUAACAGUUCUCACCAGUAGAACGUAUAUAUUUUUUCGCUACAUUUUUUUCCUAUUGUCUUAUCACUACUGGAAAUAAAUUAUAAAAAGAAGAAGGCAAAUAAUUCUGCAGAGGAAUUUUUUCUAUUAUUUUAAAUGCAAAUUUGUUUUCAUCAAUUUAUAGUGAACUUGCUUUCAUUUCCAAAACGUUAGUUUGAACUGAAUUAUAUAAAAGUAGUUGUGAAGCAAAGAGAAAAAUGAAAUGUUACCUAUGAUAGACUUUAUAUACAAUAGACUUUUUUUAUUCAGUCUCUGUGGAAACCCUUAAUGACACUUAAAUCUUUCAGCAGAUAUCUGUAGCGUGUGAUGGUAAUAUAUACGUGUUCAGUAUCCCAAUGUAUCAUAUACUCCCGCUACCAGAUCAUGGGUUGGUUAAUUAGGCAGAGAAUGACAGCCUCAUUUACAAUGCAUUGCAGGCCCCUCUCAUUAAUCUGAAAAGGCAGUUUUUAUGAAGCAGGCAAAUUUCAGAAAUGGAAAAUCACAUUUUUAUCAUGUUCUGCUCUACUUGGGAAUUGUAUGGAAUCUUAGAAAAAGGAAGAAUUGUUACAUUAUUUGUGGAAGAAUGUAAAAUACUGUGUGCAGAGAAAUAAAACAUAUAGCUACAAUUCAGGUUUAUCUAAUAUAAAAAAAAAAUUGGACAACAUUUACAUAAGUGUAUAUAAUAAUAAUAAUAAUCUCUAAGAGUAAUUAACAAUCUCAAGCAAGUAGCUAAGUCAAAUAGAAUAUACCCCCUCUUAUGGUCUCACACAAGUCAGUAGGUACCAAAUUCAUUUUACUACAUUUUACUGAGUAAAUAUAUCUUUUAAAAUUGAAGAUUAAAGUUGAAACAUCAAGUGAUAUGUUAUAUGUGAUUUUAUGAUGAUAAUGCUGAUCCCCAAAUAUAAUGGUAAGCUCUUCGGGCAGAGUUUUUAACUAAAUAAACUAGGCAAUAAAAGCGGCAGGUAGAGCCAGGUUCAGGUUUUAUUUCAAUCAUGUGUGACAGAUAAUAAUAUAGAAUAGUUUGUGAAAGAAGGAAAGACGGAACUGUCGCUAUUGUGCGUUUUCAGAGCAGCAUCAUCCACUGUAUGAAAAAGGAAGGCUUUAUUGUAUGCAAAUAACUAUUUUUAUAGUUUGCUAUUAGGGUGUCUUGUUGCUAUGUAACAUUAACAUGGAUUAUUUUAAUUUGAAGUUCACAGUUUCACAUAUCGAUAAAUAAAAGAAUGUUUAGUCACAUAGCUUCCAAAUGAGACUACACACUGCUAAGUUACGCUGCUCAAAAAUGUAGAAAAAUUAGCUGAAAAAUAAAAUGAACAGGAAAAAAACGGAGAACUUUGCUCUGCUGUUAGGUCAUUUUAACCACACAAAAUCAUAUCGCAGUCUUCCGAUCCAAUCUACUUUUCUGGAAUUGAGUUUUUACCCUUUAACCCACUAAUCACGACAUGUUGAUGUCAUUAAGUCAGAUUUCUAUCACUGAACAAGUUACCAGGAGAGACAAGGAGCUCUGAGCCACUCUCAAGAUGGCAUUCUUUUUUUUUUUUCUUCUAUUCUCACUGAUUUCUCUUUUGUAGCUGGCGGGUUUAUAUUAACAAGCAAUUUGCAGCUCUCUUUGCUAGAGAAACUCUAUCUGCAAUAUGUGGAAAGGAGCUGAAAUGUGAAAGUGGGAAAACAGCAGACAAAAAAAAAAAAGAUUUGGAGAGUAAUGCAAAUUUCUUGCCAAUUGUGACAGGAGAGGCAGUGGGAGUAUAUCGAUGACAGUGUGUAAUUUCAGAGAUAAAACAAAAUGUGUUGUCA